Owenia fusiformis is the source of this 2049-nucleotide messenger RNA. NCBI's taxonomy places the organism in Eukaryota, Metazoa, Annelida, Polychaeta, Sabellida, Oweniidae. The record is from the annotation of a GenBank genome assembly.
AUAUAUCUGCAUUUCGGAACAAAGAGGCGACGUAUGGAGUUAACAAAGUCGCAUAUCAUGGCGACGACAUUGUCAACGGUAUCCGAGAUGAUAUCCGAAAAUGCGACAAUUUUCGCAACAACCGUUGUAAGCGCGGUUGAAAUGAACAACACGACAACAUCAAAAAUUGAUGAUUAUAAAAACAUAGUAAAUUUCAACAAUACUGGAAUAAAUACGACGAACAUGACAACAGACGUACUAAACAAUUUUAUACAAUCCAUAGAUGACCCUCUUCCUGAUUUCAGUUAUGAGGACUAUAAUUAUUUAAAUGAAAUGAAAAAAGUUGGGCAUUUGGAAAUGGCACUUAAAGUAUUCUUCUAUUCUAUUAUCAUAUGUCUGGCGCUUGUCGGAAACACUCUAGUUAUCUUCAUAGUAUGGAGAAGCAAAUCAAUGCGAACGACUACGAACUACUACAUCGUGAAUCUAGCGGUGUCUGACAUUUUGGUUACGCUCUGUUGCUCGUGGGUUCACCUUGUUGAUGACCUAUCAGAGGGAUGGGUGCUUGGACCAAUCUUUUGUAAGAUCAACUCGUUUGCGCAAGUUCUAGUGCUCGUCUCAAGCACUCUGACGUUAACCUUAAUCGCCUGUGACAGAUUCUUCGGAGUGAUGUUUGCCAUGCGGGCUCACAUGACCGAACGACGGGCCAGUUUCUUCAUACUAGCAGUGUGGUUGUCAUCGUUCGCCAUAGCGACACCUUUACUUGUAUAUCGGGAACAGUUGGACAGACAAUGGAAAGACCAUCAUGAAAUAUGGUGCAACGAUGCGCAUGCGUGGCCUAAAAGUGCUAGGAUGAUAUACUAUUGCGUUGUUACUCUGCUUCUCUUCUUUCUCCCAUUGGGGAUAAUGGGUGUUGGUUAUUCGCUCAUAAUCUGGCGUCUCCGUUCAACGCAUGUGCCAGGAGAACACGUUUCUGACCGUAAUUACCAACAUAAAGUCAAAAAGAGGGUUGUGCUGAUGCUAAUCAUAAUAUUAGUGCUUUUUGCUGUUUGCUGGGGUCCAAUUCAAGGAUAUAUUCUCUUCGCUGAGUUCCGAAUGCAACAUCAGCGGCCGCUACCAAGUUGGUCGGAACAAUUCCACUUUUACGCCAGUGCUUUGGCUUUUUCCAACAGUGCCGUUAACCCGUUCAUCUACGCUGGAUUCAACGAUAAUUUCAGAAAAGGAUUUAAAGAAGUUUUCAAUCUGCGCAUCAUCCGCAGACGGUACAGUGCGUUCGAACUAAGGACAGAGUCCAUCUACCAGAGUUCUAGUAUCUCCAGACACUCCGCGCGGACCUGUGAGACGACAAAUGGUGUCGCAGGAAGCAGGGCGUCUUCCCGUCGGUCGGGAUCGCGUUCCCAAUGACUACCAGUAAAUAGUGCCAUACAUUAUAUGAACGUUUGUAAGGUGUAUGGAAUUAAAGCAACACGUUCGAAAGAGCAAAACAAUUGGAUGUUUUGAACAAUUCAAACGUUAGACAUAAAAUUUCUGAUCAGCAGUAAUGAUUCUUCAUCGUAGUUGGCUGAACUAAGAGUGAACACGUAUUUGGCCCUCGAGCUAUCAAAUACUACACUAAAGGGGGCACUACUCCCAUAGUUUAUUUUACAGUGUGCCCAGCGGGGGCUACAUACAAUGGUAACAUCACCCUUACAGUAUAUUAUGACAUUGCAUCCUGUAAGGGCCACACAUAAGAAUGACAAUCGUAUUACUUUAUUUUACACAUUGGGUCGAGAAGUAUAGGGAGAACAGACAAUAUUAAAUAUACAAGUAUUAUAUACUGGAUCAUGCGUGGGUCGCGAAUAAUAAGGACAAUCUCUCAUAAUUUAUUUUACACAUUAGAUUCAAAAAGGCCCGCUCUUAGAAGGAUCUCUCGUACUGUAAUGUUGGAUAGCAGCAAUAUAUUUAAGUGGUAGGCAAUGCUCUCGCCACAAUAAUUUCUUCCCAUGAUUAGAUGAAACGUUGGAUGCCUGUUAGAUUUGUUUUGGGUUACCUUUUCUGGCUUACCCUGUACUAUAAUGCAUUAUUUUACCAAAC